CAAAAGUCCCCACCGGCUUCAAGAUUAAACAAAACCCCCACCAAAAGAAAGAAAAUCAAUAAAUUAUUGCGCCUUUCUUUCUGAGAUUCAUGUUGUUUUGGUCGUCUUUGUGGAUGUUUUUAUUUCUUUGGUGACAUUCUUUCUCCCUGUUGUUGUACUGUACUUGAUCCACAGUUAACUUCAUUGAAGAUGAACGUUAAUCCAAACUUCCCAUGGCCUUUUAUGCCAAUGGGUAGGGCCAUUUCUUCUAUUUAGACUACCCCAUUUCUUCAUCUGCUCUGUAAUUUUUAAAGUUGGAGCUUUAUUGCGUGGACGAACAGAGACCGUUUGAAAACAUCGAAAAAUCUUCAGCGCCAGAAAGCUGCUUCUGUGACCUUGAUCCUCGCAGACCUCUGUUCUUCAGUUUUCUUCCUCAGUCUUAGGUCGGUGACUGUCUGAACUCAUGGUUUUUGGAGUUUUUCAGACCCUUUCUUUUAUAUCUGUUUUCUGACUUGUGAGUUUUGGUGAUUUCUCUAAGAUUGACUGACACCAUUUAUUAGCUCCUUUUCAGUUGUAUUUUUUUGGGUUUAAAGGGAUUCCGUUUUGGAUAAUUAAUGGGUUUCUUCUUUGUUGUUCUUUUGUUGUAACGCAUUAUUUCUUUUUUAAAAAUUUUAAUUUAAAACCAGUAGAUCAAGAAUGUCGUUUUCAUGUUUAUCCGAAUUCCUCCUCGAAAUCUUGAAAGUUUCAAGGUCAUAAGUUUAAUCAGCAGAAAAUCUCGAGGAGUACUUAUUGAUUCAGUUGUUCACUCUUAUUCUAUCUUUGUACUACCAUGGUUGGGUCUUCUAAAAGAUAAGGUAUGUGCAGAAUCUGAAAGAUUUUCUCGCCUUCUUUUUCUCAUUUUUCGGGCAUUCUCUCCACAAUUCCGGUACUGGGUGUUCGAGAAAACUUCGUUUCUGAAGAUUAAGCUGAAGAGUUGUUCGUCUCGCAUUUUACCCGUCAGUGGGUUAGUUUAAGCUUACGGCGUGUUGUACUGUGAUUUGUAUUCGUGGUGCGAUUGCAAGUGGCUCGUUCACAGGUUUAUCGAGCUUUGGCGCGUGAAGCCUGAUGAAUUUUGCGGCAAUUCUUUUGACGCGCUCUACUUCAUUUCCAUAUUUACUCUAAUGGGUUGCGUUUAUUCGAGGGUUUGUAUUGGCGAAGCUACAACUCCAAGAUCUUCGAGAAUUGCCGAAACCCAAAAUGCCAAAACCGCCACUGAAAUCGAUACGAUCUCUUCUUCGUCUUCCGAUAGCCGAGAACGUGAGACCGGCGACCGACUGAAUCAAUUGAAUUCAAACAACAGAGAUUCAGAAGCUGGAAUCACGAGACUUUCGAGAGUUUCAUCCCAGUUCUUGCCCGCCGAGGGGUCUCGAACCGUUAAAGUUCCUUCUGGAAACUUCGAACUGCGAUAUUCGUUCCUUUCUCAAAGAGGGUAUUAUCCUGAUGCCCUUGAUAAGGCAAAUCAAGACAGUUUUUGCAUCCACACCCCAUUUGGGAACAGCCCAGAUGAUCAUUUCUUUGGGGUUUUCGAUGGGCAUGGGGAAUACGGAGCACAAUGCUCGCAGUUUGUUAAACGGAAGCUCUGUGAAAAUUUGCUUAGGAAUAGUAGGUUCCACAGUGAUGCGGUUGAGGCCUGUCAUGCGGCCUAUUUAACAACCAAUUCACAGUUACACGCCGAUAUCUUGGAUGAUAGCAUGAGUGGUACUACUGCUAUUACUGUUUUAGUUAGAGGUACGACUAUAUAUGUUGCUAAUUCAGGUGAUUCGAGGGCAGUCAUAGCAGAGCGGAGAGGAAAGGAAGUUGUGGCUGUUGACCUUUCGAUUGACCAAACUCCGUUUCGAACUGAUGAACUGGAACGAGUUAAGCUUUGUGGUGCUAGAGUUCUUACACUUGAUCAGAUUGAGGGGCUGAAGAACCCUGAUAUUCAGUGCUGGGGUACUGAAGAAGGAGAUGAUGGUGAUCCUCCUAGGCUUUGGGUGCCCAAUGGGAUGUACCCUGGCACUGCUUUCACAAGAAGUAUUGGUGACUCAAUUGCUGAGACUAUUGGAGUUGUUGCUACACCUGAAAUUGUUGUCCUGGAGCUGACACAGGAUCAUCCUUUCUUUGUAGUUGCUAGUGAUGGGGUAUUCGAGUUUCUUUCAAGCCAAACCGUGGUCGACAUGGUUUGUAAAUAUAAAGAUCCCCGUGAUGCUUGUGCUGCAAUUGUGGCCGAGUCUUACAGACUUUGGCUUCAAUUUGAGACUCGAACAGAUGAUAUCACUAUUCUUGUGGUGCAUAUUAAUGGGCUCACCAAUACGGUUACUAGUGAAUCGACAAGAUCUGGUGGAGGAGGUUUUGUUCCAUCUGCUAUUCCUCAAGUCAUGGAAGUGACAGGAUCAGAGUCUCCCUCUACAUUUGGCUGGAAUAGAAACAACCGUGCAAGGCAAGAUUUGUCUAGGGCACGUCUCCGGGCUAUUGAAAGUUCUCUAGAGAAUGGUCAAGUCUGGGUGCCUCCAUCUCCAGCUCACAGGAAGUCAUGGGAAGAAGAAGCACAUAUUGAACGAGCAUUGCACGACCAUUUCCUCUUCAGAAAACUAACUGACUCUCAAUGCCAAGUUUUAUUGGAUUGCAUGCAAAGAGUUGAGGUCAUCCCUGGGCAAAUUGUAGUCGAACAAGGUGGCGAAGGUGACUGUUUUUACGUGGUUGGCAGUGGAGAAUUUGAAGUCUUGGCAACCCAGGAAGAAAGCCAUGGAGAGGUCCCUAGGGUUUUACAACACUACACAGCUGAGAAGCUCUCUUCCUUUGGCGAAUUGGCUUUGAUGUAUAACAAACCACUUCAAGCUUCUGUACGUGCGGUGACAAGUGGGACACUUUGGGCUUUGAAAAGAGAGGACUUUCGUGGAAUUCUUAUAUCAGAGUUUUCUAACUUGUCAUCUUUGAAAUUGCUUCGAUCUGUGGACCUCUUGUCGAAGUUAACAAUCUUGCAAUUGAGUCACAUUGCAGACUGCCUUUCUGAAGUUCAAUUCUCAGAUGGGGAGCUGAUUGUUGAUGGGACCGAAGGCUCAUGUGCACUGCACAUUAUUCAGAAGGGGCAAGUGAGGAUUACUUUUGAUGCAGAGUUAAUGAGCAAUUCAAAUGUUUACAGCUUCAAUUAUGUCAGUCAAAAAGAGGAUGGUGCUGCACAGAGCGGUAACGAGAUUUCAGCUAUUAGGAAAGAGGGAAGUUAUUUUGGCGAGUGGGCACUUCUUGGUGAGCAUAUCGGCUUCUUACGUGCAGUUGCUGUGGGAGAUGUUCUGUGUACUAUUUUAACGAAGGAAAAGUUUGAAUCAGUUGUUGGCUCCUUACCAAAGCUCUCUCAAGAUGAUCAAAAGGCGAAAGAACACUCUUCAAACUCUCUCCAUCAGUCUGCCAAAUUUAUUGAUAUUUCAGCUCUUUCUAAAGUUGAGCUCUCUGAUCUGGAGUGGAAAAUGUGUUUAUUUUCCACGGAAUACAGUGAAAUUGGGCUAGUUCAGUUAAGGAACACAGAAACUAUGCUUAGUUUAAAAAGGUUUACAAGACAGAAGGUCAAAAGGCUGGGACUUGAAGCACAAGUUUUGAAGGAGAAAAAUCUUAUGAAGACUAUCAGUUCUUCAGCUUGUGUGCCGGAACUUCUUUGCACUUGUUUUGAUCAAUCACAUGCUGGCAUAUUGCUAAAGACAUGCCUGGCUUGUCCUUUGUCUUCGAUACUUCACGUCCCACUCGAUGAAUCUUCUGCACGUUUCUUUGCAGCCUCUCUUGUUAUGGCGUUGGAGGAUUUGCACAAGCUUGGUGUUCUCCACAGAGGAAUUUCCCCUGAUGUUCUAAUGUUGGAUCAAACCGGACACAUACAGUUGGUAGACUUCAGAUUUGGGAAAAAGACUUUGGGUGAGAGAACAUAUACUAUUUGUGGGAUGGCCGACUUUUUAGCACCUGAGAUAGUUCAAGGCAAUGGUCAUGGCUUUGCUGCUGACUGGUGGGCAUUAGGAGUCCUAAUCCAUUUCAUGCUGAAAUGUGAAAUGCCAUUUGGAUCAUGGCGACAAAGCGAGCUUGAUACUUUUUCGAAGAUUGCAAAAGGUCAACUAAGUCUUCCCCAGAUUUUCAGUCCUGAAGCAAUUGAUCUCAUCACCAAGUUACUUGAAGUCGAUGAGAAGAAAAGACUUGGAAACGAGAACCAAAACGCUGUUAGAAGUCAUACAUGGUUUGAUGGCGUUGAUUGGAAGGGGAUCCGUGAGGGUACCUUUCCCGUUCCUGAAACAAUAACUUCUCGUGUAGCUCAAUAUUUGGAGAGCUACCCUGAAAAUUGCAGUGCUUCGUUAACUAAACCACCUCAAGAUCUUGAAGAACAGGACGUCCCUGAGUGGAUCAACGACUGGUAGAAGUACAGCACCAACAAAACUUUCCAUCAAAGUAUGUACGCAGGCUCUUCCCAGGUGGAGUCUGUCUUCUGCUGAUUGGUUCAUGUGGUUUUCUGAGACACGAAUCGAUAAUUUCAGAAAUGGUUGGAUAUAAUGCAAGUUGCAUUGUAUCAAGUCCAUAUUAAGAUUAGGUUGGUGAAUAGAUCAUAUGUCUCCCAUUUUUGUCUGUUGAAAUUUGAUUCCUUGUGAAUACAAAGUAGGUAUAUAUAUGUAAAUGAAGUAGAGUUCAUUUUUUGCUCUACAGUCAAAUUGUUACUCAUCUUGUGAAACCUUCUAUUAAUGGUUGCUGAUAAUAAAUCAAAAUCUUCUUCUCCAUCUAAUAA
Cucumis melo (muskmelon) is the source of this 4750-nucleotide messenger RNA. Its product is annotated as protein phosphatase 2C and cyclic nucleotide-binding/kinase domain-containing protein. Gene Ontology annotation, molecular function: cation binding; protein kinase activity; ATP binding. The coding region runs from base 1140 to 4388 and encodes 1082 amino acids. The transcript is spliced from 15 exons. Lineage: Eukaryota; Viridiplantae; Streptophyta; Magnoliopsida; Cucurbitales; Cucurbitaceae. The record is from RefSeq and is a predicted model, not a curated record. Gene Ontology annotation, biological process: protein phosphorylation.